Hyaloperonospora brassicae is the source of this 2325-nucleotide messenger RNA. The record is from the annotation of a GenBank genome assembly. Lineage: Eukaryota; Oomycota; Peronosporomycetes; Peronosporales; Peronosporaceae.
AUGGCACGUGCUACUCCAGCGGCGCUGACGUCGCAUGGCGUGCGCCGUUUCUUCGAUGGCGCUGACCACACUGUACCCAUUAACGUCCAAGUGCUGGGCAUCUAUCGCUACGUAAUCGAUCCAGCACUCAAGACGCAAAUGGGGUCAGCUUUCCACGACACUCGCGACGUUUUCGACGUGCUCGUGACCGACGGACGCUACAAACUCAAGACCCUCCUCGAUCCCGCGUGCUACCGUCUCGUCUACACACGAGCGCUCCGUGCGCGUAGCAUCCUGCAGGUGCACAAAGUAAAAGUGCUUCGGAACAAUGCCGCUGGAAGAAGCGCACGAAGUGUCGUUGUGCUGGAGAAAAGUGAGGUACUGUCGCUCUGUCGCACGAACGAGUUGACGCGGACGGCUGGAGCUCCGCGAGACGAAGUGGUCUUGAAAAGCGACGAGCGGCUGGAGUUUGUCUCGCCAGUGCAUCCACGAGACGUGGAGCUGCUUCCGCUCAUGGGAGAGCGCGUCUACUACUUGCCACUUCGGUCGGACCAUUACACACUCGACUGGGCAUGUAGUUUUACUGGCGGUGAAGCUGAAGACGACUCGCCACUGGAUGAGCUGGAAAGGGACUGGGCCCGUCGCUAUGGUGUCCCUGGAGCGACUGAUGACGAAGGUGACGAUAGCGGGUCGCACGAUAGACUGAACGAAGUGACGCCAAGUGCAGUAGUUGCGUGGAAUACUGAACCAUUGUACUGCUCGGAUCUAUUCACGCCCGAGUGCAAGAGCAUUUUCACGAUUUUGGAGGUGCUUGAGAAGAUCCAGCAUGACGAAAUGGACGGAUCGAGCAAGACGUACCCGCCCAUGCUUGGAGCUAUUCGGGUCAAGUCCCAGCUGAUCAACUUGAACGAUCCAGACGUUGCGAACCCGUUUCCAUUUGCGUUCAACGCGGUUGUCGUGGAUUCUGCGGGAGUAUUCGAGGUGUUGUUUCUCGGCUCGAUGUGCGCAAAGUACUAUUUGUCGUUGCACGAAGGUGAUCUCAUCCAGUUUCGAGGUUAUUCGACCAUGUGUCCGCAAAAGCUUCAGCUGACGUUGACAACCAGUCCCUUGAUUUACUACGGACCUGAUUCGUCUGGCAGUGCUCUUCAUGUGCCGAAGCGAUACUGGAAAGUCUUGCAAAUGACAAAGGUGGCACCACGUCUGCUAGAAGGUAGCGGCGACAUUUCUUCAGUACCGCAGCAAACAGGUCCAUGCAGUGAUUCCCAGCUGCGUCCAUCGUGGCUCGAGUGCAGCUUCGUGACCACUUUGAACACGUUGCGUUGGGAUAAGAGUGCGCUUGGCAGCUUGCACAUGAUGUACUUCGACUUUGUCGGCGUGCUAUCGAAUGUGAGAAAGAUCUGCCUUGGUCGGAAGCGCGAGUUGGACGACAAAGCCUGCAGAAUGACGGUGUACCGGUGGGUGAAGAUGAUUGACAGCAGCUCACCGCACGAAUUGGUCGUCAGAGUGAGCGAGUGCUCUCAGCCAGCUGUGUUUCGCGCCCUCGAGGCAGGCGAUACGUUGAUGAUCACUAAGCUUCAGUGGGCUGUGCUGUCUGGUGCCGACUCAAACGGUGCCCGCAUCCAGUAUGCCACGACGAGUGAAUUUUCCGUGCUUCGUGUGAAUGAGGCUGUAGCCCCGUUUCAAUCGAUCGAGGAAUGCCACCGCACUAUGCACUUCGCCAGCAGUGUCAGGAAACACGCUGUUAUUGAAAAGGAUGAGGUUACGGAAGAGAGCAACAUGGUCACGCACACCGAAACGAAGUAUUGUCCCCGGAACCGCUUGCCGACAAGCGCCGAGGAGUUCAAGCAAGUGUUCGGUCUGACCGUGUGUUCGCUGAGUGAUCUGUCGGUGCUAUUGCUGCAUUCGGAAGCCUAUGAGUAUCGACACGUCGGAUUCGUUGGUCAGGUGCGCGCUGUCAUUGACGAGACUGAUCCAGAAAAGGAUGGGCCGUCCGUUUUGCUGCAGCUCAGCGAAAAAAGGAACAUGGAGCAAAUGUUGAUCGUCGCAGUGACCAUCAAUGUACUGUACCAGAGACCAAGCAUCAAGAGGAGUGUGAAGACAGUGACUUUGCCCGAAGCACUUCCGUUGAUGAGGCUUUUGCCGGCUGACGUUAUCGACAACAUUUAUGUCAAAGCUCUGAGCGAUGGAGCGCGACCCACUCGACCCGGGAGUCGGACAUUAUCGCUAUCGCUGAUCGAAGAGUACCUGGUUCGCUCGGAGUGCGACUACUUCUUCUCGUUGCGACUCUACCGUGAUGGCAGUGGACACGUUACCUGGACAGUCGAUGCCAUUCUUAACGUGCCAUAG